UCAACGGUCGUGUGUAAUUCUUGUGAAAUUAAUUCAAAAAUAAAAACAACAAAAAAUAACAAAAAUAUCAAACAAAAUUAAAGCAUUUUAACGGUAAUAAAUCCUGUUAUAAAUGAAACGUCAAAUCAAGUGACAGCUUAAAGCAGAAAUUAAUAAAAACAGCAAAACAAAAACAAAAUAAUAAUUGUAAAUUAAUUAAGACCUAAAUUAGUGUAAUCAAAUAAAAAAACUUCUUAAACAUAAAUAAUUAAAGUGUUUUUCUCAAGUUAAAAAAAAAAAACAUACAAUUUUUUUUAAAAAUAACAAAUUUUUUUAAAAAUAUCAAAAAAAUUCAAUUCUAAACACACAAUUACUUACACCUGUUUAAUUUCCUGUACACACAUGCCGCAACAACAUUUUUAAGGAUAAUUAACUUGGGAAAUUGUGUUUAAAGUUUUGUUCAAAUCUUUGACGUUUAUUUUUAUACGGUUAUUUAAACUUUCUAAAGUUUAACUUAUUUUUUUGCAAAGUUUAAGGAGUUUUUAUCAUUACAUAUCACUCCUUUAAGCUUAUUAAGUGUGUGUGUGUGUGUUUAGUUGUAAAAUAAAAGUAAUCAAAAGUUUCUUCUAUUCUUAACGCACGUGAGGCAGAGUUUCUUUAGGAAACUCGCCCAAACAAUUGCUGCCAAAAUUUUCACAGACGGGAAUAAGUUGGGUCCUGCUGCUGCGGGAAGAGGCAUGUUUUGUUAUCAAUGUCCACCCGCUUUACAUCCCUGUGGUCCGCAUCCACCUCGUUUGCCUACGCUGGAAUAUCCUUUUGCAGCCACACAUCCUUAUACCAGUUAUUCCUACCAUCCUGCCAUACACGAUGAAACAUUUGUAAGACGUAAGCAAAGACGUAAUCGCACCACCUUUACGUUACAACAGUUGGAGGAAUUAGAGACUGCAUUUGCCCAAACUCAUUAUCCGGAUGUUUUCACACGUGAAGAUUUAGCCAUGAAAAUAAAUCUAACGGAAGCUAGAGUACAGGUUUGGUUUCAAAAUCGUCGUGCCAAAUGGCGUAAAGCAGAACGCCUUAAGGAUGAACAACGCAAGCGUGAAAAUGGCGAUUGUAGUAGUGUAUCAUUGGAUAAGCUUCAUGACAGCCGCGAAUCCUCGCCUGAUAUAACCGGUGAAAUGGAUGAUGAUGAACCACAUCAUCAACGUUCCCAUAGCCCAGGACCAGGAUCAUCACACCUAAGUCCUCACGGUGGUACGGGCAUGGAUUCAGACAACGAAAGGCCUUUGUCAUCGAAUCAAAUGAACAGUGGACAUUCAGGCUCACAAUCAGUGGGCUCUAUAAGUGCCGGUUCACCCUCACCAGGGGCUAGAACACCACGUAAUCCUACCAAUAGCCCAUCUAAUUCGCGAAACACCGAUUCACCCAUAGAAGUGGGUGGACCCAUAUCAUUGUCAACACGUUCAAGUAGCGCAUCAACGACACCCACUACCAGUUUAAAUACAGCCAAUGCUGCCCAACAGUUUGGUACUCAUAUAUUUGGAACAUUUGGCAGUUCGAACACAGCGGGCAGUAAUAAUAACGGCAAUAACAACAACAACAGUAGCAACAAUAAUAAUGAAACUAACUGUGGUUUCCGACCUGUACUCAACGAUACACCAACAUCUAUAGCUAGUGCCGCUGGUACAACAGCGCGUCCAAAUCAUGCCACAUCAUUAUUUUUACCACCACAUUUGGCUUCACUUAGCUCACAAUUUUCACAACAGCCUCUAUUUCCUGGUUUAAAAGGUGUACCCUCUUUUCCAGGACUUUGUUCUUGUUGCACCCUAAAGCCUCCUCAUUCCUCUGCCAAUUCGGUGGCAGUCUCCUGUUCUUCUGCCACCAGCUCACCAGAAUCACCACCUCAUUCCACACAUUCCAAUUGUGAUCCACGUUCUUCAUCCGUUGCCGAAUUGAGACGUAAAGCUCAAGAACAUUCUGCUGCCUUAUUACAAUCGCUACAUGCCGCCGCUGCUGCCGGUUUAGCUUUUCCCGGCCUUCAUUUGCCGCCUUUAUCAUUUCAUCACCACUCUACGCUAACUAAUGCUCAUCAUCAUGCUGCUGCCGCUGCAGCAAGUGUUCGUUUGAAAAAUGAAGCUCAGGAUAUGACCGCCAGUACUAUGAAUGGUUUAGUUGCCAAUAUGAUGCCUUCAGUAACCAGUUUAAUGGAACAAUCACAAUCACCCAAUUCAAAUCAAACACCACCCUCGUAUCAACAACAGCAGCAGCAACUUUUGCAGCAACAACAACAGCAACAUCAGGUGCAUACUGUUGGUCAACUUUCACCACCGACUACACCAACUCAAACUUCCAACUCCUCCAAAGAUACACCGCUGAAUUGUACCAAUGGGGCAAUUAUAACCAAAACUGAAUGAAUAUGAUGAGUAUUUCCGUAAUACAGCUAAAGGUUUCUUUUCAUUAUUUGUAUAUUUAAAGUAAUUAAGUUUUUUCCAAUAUUAAUUUUUUUAAAAAAUAAUAUUAACACUAUUAGUAUAUAAUUAUUUGAAAAUUAUUGUAAAAAAAUAUAUAUUUUUAAUUUUAAGUAAAAUCGACUUUGCAAUUAUGUGCCAAAUUCUAAGACUUCAUUUUAUUAUGAAAGAUGAUGAAGAUGGUGAUUGGACCUAUCACA
Molecule: messenger RNA, 2644 nt
Organism: Lucilia sericata (common green bottle fly)
Lineage: Eukaryota; Metazoa; Arthropoda; Insecta; Diptera; Calliphoridae
Gene: Drgx
Product: diencephalon/mesencephalon homeobox protein 1
Exons: 8
Coding region: 717-2390 (557 amino acids)
Biological process (GO): regulation of transcription by RNA polymerase II
Molecular function (GO): RNA polymerase II transcription regulatory region sequence-specific DNA binding; DNA-binding transcription factor activity, RNA polymerase II-specific
Source: RefSeq, a predicted model, not a curated record